AUGCCGAAAGGGAGGCAGAGAAGGCCACACUCGGAUGCCCCCCUGGGCCUGCCCACAGGCCUCUGGCUGGAGUUAGCUGGGCUCUUCCUACUGCUUCCCUGGGUUAUGGGCCUGGUGGGGGCAGGUGGGCUCAGGACCCAGGGCCCAGGGGGGCUAAGCUGGGCAGUGUGUCUGGACGGUCCGGAAGGCAAGGGGGCAGAGGAGUCAUUGGAGCGGCGGGCAGAGGCUCUGGCCCAGGCGACGGGGCUGAUGAACGCAGGGCGCAUCGGGGAGCUUCAGGGGCACUACCUCUUGGUCCAGCCGGUGGGGCGUCGCCAGGCCCGGCAGGCCGAGGCCAUCCGGCAGCAGGUGGAAGCCGUGCUGGCUGGGCACGAGGCUGUGCGCUGGCACGCAGAGCAGAGACUACUCAAGCGGACCAAGCGCAGCGUCCACUUCAACGACCCCAAGUACCCGCAGCAGUGGCACCUGAAUAACCGGCGGAGCCCUGGCAGGGACAUCAAUGUGACGGGUGUCUGGGAGCGCAAUGUCACCGGGCGUGGGGUGACCGUGGUGGUCGUGGACGACGGCGUGGAGCACACCAUCCAGGACAUCGCACCCAACUACAGCCCUGAGGGCAGCUAUGACCUCAACUCUAACGACCCUGACCCCAUGCCCCACCCGGACGUGGAGAAUGGCAAUCACCAUGGCACGCGCUGCGCGGGCGAGAUUGCCGCUGUGCCCAACAACAGCUUCUGUGCCGUGGGAGUGGCGUUUGGGAGCCGCAUAGCAGGUAUCCGGGUGCUGGAUGGACCCCUGACAGACAGCAUGGAGGCCGUGGCGUUCAACAAGCACUAUCAGAUCAACGACAUCUACAGCUGCAGCUGGGGACCAGACGAUGACGGGAAGACGGUGGACGGCCCCCACCAGCUGGGGAAGGCUGCCUUGCAGCAUGGGGUGAUCGCUGGCCGCCAGGGCUUUGGGAGCAUCUUUGUGGUGGCCAGUGGCAAUGGGGGCCAGCACAACGACAACUGCAACUACGAUGGCUACGCCAACUCCAUCUACACCGUCACCAUAGGCGCUGUGGAUGAGGAGGGCCGAAUGCCUUUCUAUGCCGAGGAGUGUGCCUCCAUGCUGGCAGUCACCUUCAGCGGAGGGGACAAGAUGCUCCGGAGCAUCGUGACCACUGACUGGGACCUUCAGAAGGGCACCGGCUGCACGGAGGGCCACACGGGGACCUCAGCCGCCGCGCCCCUGGCUGCUGGCAUGAUAGCCCUGAUGCUGCAGGUGCGGCCCUGCCUCACGUGGCGUGACGUCCAGCACAUCAUUGUCUUCACGGCCACCCGGUACGAGGACCACCGCGCAGACUGGAUCACCAACGAGGCCGGCUUCAGCCACAGCCACCAGCAUGGAUUCGGCCUGCUCAAUGCUUGGAGACUCGUGAACGCCGCCAAGGUCUGGACAUCUGUCCCUUACUUAGCUUCCUACGUCAGCCCUGUAUUGAAAGAGAACAAGGCGAUCCCGCUGUCCGCCCGCCCCCUGGAGGUGCUGUGGAAUGUCAGCAGGACGGACCUGGACAUGUCGGGGCUGAAGACCCUGGAGCACGUGGCUGUGACAGUCUCUAUCACCCACCCACGACGCGGCAGCUUGGAACUGAAGCUCUUUUGCCCCAGUGGCAUGAUGUCCCUUAUCGGCGCCCCCCGCAUCUUGGACUCGGAUCCCAACGGCUUCAAUGACUGGACCUUCUCCACCGUGAGGUGCUGGGGGGAGAGGGCGAAAGGGACCUACAGACUCGUCAUCAGGGAUGUAGGAGACGAGAUGCCCCAGGCCGGCGUCCUCCAGCAAUGGCAGCUCAGCCUGUAUGGCUCUGUAUGGAGUCCGGUAGACAUCAGAGACAGACAGAGGCUACUAGAAAGUGCCAUGAGUGGAAAAUACCUCCACGACGGCUUCACGCUGCCCUGCCCACCCGGGCUGAACAUCCCCGAGGAAGACGGUUACACCAUCACCCCCAACACUCUCAAGACCCUGGUGCUGAUUGGCUGCUUCACAGUCUUCUGGACCAUUUACUACAUGCUGGAAGUAUACUUGAGCCAGAGGAACGUGGCCUUUCGCCCGAUUUGUCGAGGUGGACCGUGCCACUGGCCCCAGCGAAGCCAGAAAGCCAAGGAGGAGGGGACAGAACUAGAAUCAGUUCCCCUUUGCAGUAGCCAGGAUCCAGGCAGAGCGGGGCUGGAGAGCGAGGGCGCUCCCGCCACCUCAGGGCUCCACGCCCCGGACCUGCUGGACCAGGGGGACUGGAACCUGUCCCAGAGCAGGGGUGCCCUGGAUGUCCCUCAGCUCCUGCCCCCAGACCUGCUGCAGGGGAAGGAGGCGCAGAUGUGCUGA
Rangifer tarandus platyrhynchus (Svalbard reindeer) is the source of this 2361-nucleotide messenger RNA. Lineage: Eukaryota; Metazoa; Chordata; Mammalia; Artiodactyla; Cervidae. The record is from the annotation of a GenBank genome assembly.